Molecule: messenger RNA, 930 nt
Organism: Bombina bombina (fire-bellied toad)
Lineage: Eukaryota; Metazoa; Chordata; Amphibia; Anura; Bombinatoridae
Product: olfactory receptor 11L1-like
Exons: 1
Coding region: 1-930 (309 amino acids)
Biological process (GO): G protein-coupled receptor signaling pathway
Cellular component (GO): membrane
Molecular function (GO): G protein-coupled receptor activity; olfactory receptor activity
Source: RefSeq, a predicted model, not a curated record
AUGUUGGAAGAGAACUAUACAAGAAUCUUUGAUGUCUGGAUUGUAGGAUUACAAGAUCUUCAAGAAAUAAAGAUCAUACUCUUUAUUUUUUUCCUUGCAAUAUAUUUAAUUACAUUAAAUGGUAACUUUCUGGUUAUUUUAUUGGUUUCAACCAGAAAUCAGCUACACAGACCAAUGUAUUUCUUGCUCUGUGGUUUAUCAUUGUCGGAAAUUACGUUUACAACCAACCUAAUACCUUUGUUUUUACAUAUUAUAUUGGAAGAAGGGUCCACAAUUUACCUAACAAGUUGCUUGGCACAGUUUUAUGUAUGUGGUUCUUUAGGAGCAACAGAAUGUUUUCUUCUUGCAAUGAUGUCAUAUGACCGUUACAUGGCUAUUUGUAAGCCCUUGCACUAUGCCUCUGUCAUGACUUUAAGGUUUUGCCAAGAACUAAUCAUCUGGUCAUGGGCAGGUGGAUUUAUGUCCAUGUUAAUAAUACUUGUGAAGGUUUCUCAAUUAGAGUUCUGCAGCCCAAAUAUUAUCGAUCAUUUCUUUUGUGAUUUUGCACCUAUUAUGAAGCUCUCCUGUUCGGAUACCUCAUUUGUUGAAAUUGAGACUUUUAUUUUCUCAUCAUCAGUAACCCUAUUACCAUUUAUAUUUGUCAUUGGAACUUAUAUUUGUAUCAUUGACACUAUUGCUAGAAUUCCUUCUGCCACUGGCAGGAAGAAAACAUUUUCCACAUGUAGCUCACACUUGGCUGUUGUGUGUACAUUUUAUGGAACUCUCAUUUCAGUUUAUGUGGCUCCUACUGGGAGACUGCCAAGUAACUUUAAUAAGAUUUUAUCACUUAUUUAUUCAGUGGUCACUCCUUUGCUAAAUCCCAUUAUUUAUAGCCUAAGAAAUAGAGAGAUAAAAGCAGGUGUGCAAAAAUUAUUAGAUAAUGUAAAAUAA